This is a messenger RNA of Candidozyma auris, 1221 nucleotides long. It is a transcript of the gene CAM1, whose product is annotated as translation elongation factor EF1B gamma. NCBI's taxonomy places the organism in Eukaryota, Fungi, Ascomycota, Pichiomycetes, Serinales, Metschnikowiaceae. Gene Ontology annotation, molecular function: translation elongation factor activity. The transcript has 2 exons. The coding region runs from base 1 to 1221 and encodes 406 amino acids. Gene Ontology annotation, cellular component: nucleus; cytoplasm. The record is from RefSeq and is a predicted model, not a curated record. Gene Ontology annotation, biological process: translational elongation.
AUGUCUCAGGGUACUCUUUACGCUGACCAAAAGAUCCGUGGUGUCAUUCCAAAGGCCAUCAUCAAAGCUUACAACUUGGAUGUUAAGGUUGCUGAGCCAGAUGCUGCUUUUGAGAAGACCUUCCCACUCAAGAAGAUCCCAGCUUUCGUUGGUCCAAAGGGCCUUAAGUUGACUGAGGUCAUUGCUGUUUCUCUUUACCUCCUCAACAUUACCAGCCCAGACACCAAGUUAUUGGGUAAGAACGCCACCGAAUACGCUCAGGUUUUGAGAUGGUUGUCCUUCUCGAACUCAGAGAUCCUUCCAGUGUCCGUCAAUGUUUUCGGUCCAUUGAUUGGAAGAUCCCCAUACAACAAGAAGCAGGUUGACGAAGCUCUGGCUACCCUCAAGAAGAUCAACCAGGUUGUUGAGGACAGAUUGACCAACUACACUUACUUGGUUGGUGAGAGACUCACCUUGGCUGAUUACUUUGUUGCUUCUCAGUAUGUCAGAGGAUUCAACUACUUGUUCGGCUCCCAGUGGAGAAAGGAAUUUCCAGCCAUCACCAGAUGGUUCAAGACUGUCAUCUCUCAGCCAUUCUUGAAGGAUGUUCUUGGUGAGGUUGAGUUCAUCGAGAAGCCAGUUGAGUACACUCCACCAAAGAAGGAGAAGAAGGCUGCUGAGAAGAAGGAGGCCGCUCCAGCUGCUAAGAAGGAGGCCGCUCCAGCUGCUGAGCCAGCUCAAGCUCCAAAGCCAAAGCACCCAUUGGAGGCUUUGGGCAAGCCAACCACUCCUCUUGACGAAUGGAAGAGAACCUACUCCAACGAGAAGACCAAUGAGGUUGCCAUCCCAUUUUUCUGGAACAAGUUCUACAACCCUGAAGAAUGGUCUUUGUGGAAGGUUGACUACAAAUACAACGACGAGUUGACCUUGACUUUCAUGUCCAACAACUUGGUUGGUGGUUUCUUCGCCAGAUUGUCUGCUUCGACCAAAUACUUGUUCGGUUCCAUGGUUGUCUACGGUGAGAACAACAACAAUGGUAUCACUGGUUUCUUCUUGGUCAGAGGCCAGGAGCACGAGCCUGCCUUCGAUGUUGCCCCAGACUGGGAGUCCUACUCUUUCACCAAGUUGGACCACUCCAAGGCUGAGGACAAGGCUUUCGUUGAGAACAUGUUGACCUGGGACCACCCAGUCGAGGUCAACGGCGAGAAGAAGGAAAUCGCCGACGGUAAGGUCUUCAAGUAA